Messenger RNA from Micropterus dolomieu (smallmouth bass), 7740 nucleotides. RefSeq names its product CBP80/20-dependent translation initiation factor (gene ctif). The record is from RefSeq and is a predicted model, not a curated record. The transcript is spliced from 14 exons. Lineage: Eukaryota; Metazoa; Chordata; Actinopteri; Centrarchiformes; Centrarchidae. Gene Ontology annotation, cellular component: cytosol. Gene Ontology annotation, biological process: regulation of translational initiation. Gene Ontology annotation, molecular function: protein binding; translation activator activity; RNA binding. Bases 236 to 2368 code for a protein of 710 amino acids.
CGGACUGAACGUCACAUUCCUGCAUUCCCUUUUUUCUCAGUCUGGGACGUCGGAGUUACCCACUAGAUAGCUAAUCCUCUUUACCACUUCUCUUUUUGAGAAACACACCCAUGACACCGCGGAUUUGAUCUCAGGAGGUGAUCCCGGGUCCCCCAAGGAGUCAGAAUCUCAAUUCGGGUCACUUUCCUCCCUCCCUCCCCCUCCUCCCCUUCCACCCAUCACAGUGCUGGUUGCCAUGGAGAACUCUUCUGUGGCGUCUGCAUCGUCUGAGGCUGGGAGCACACGCUCACAGGAGAUAGAGGAGCUGGAGCGCUUCAUCGACAGUUAUGUGUUGGAGUACCAGGUGCAGGGGCUUCUGGGAGAUAAGGCAGAUGGAGACUUGGACUUGGACAACGGUGGCAAGGUGCCAGAGUGGACAGAUGACUGUAACAACAAGAAAGAUGGCAGCUGGACGUCUUCACGGGGGAGAGGCUCAUUCAAGCCAGACGAGUGGGAACACAGCAGUAACGGCAGUACAGGUUCCAGGCCCAGUUCAGGGUCUCGACCGGGAUCUGGCUCACGCUCCGGCAGCAGAGGCAGAAACAACCAGUUCAUGGGCCCUGCCAAGAACGGGAACAGAGACGGCUCCUUUGACAUCCUGGGUACAGACAUAUGGGCUGCCAACACAAUGGACUCACACGGAGGUGCAGGUUGGGACGUGCAGCCAGAAAAGCUGGACUUCAGCCAUUUCCACAGGAAACACUUAAGAGGAACACCAAAGCACCUGCCACAUAUCGACAGAGAGGGGAUGAACAAAAACAAGUUUGAGGAAGAUGACGGCAUAGACAUGAAUGACAUAGAGAGGUUCCUACCCCAUCUGCGCUCUGUCUUCCCACCCCUGCCUAAUGAGGCUGAGAUCGCGCACACCAAAAAGCUCUUUCGACGCAGGAGGAAUGACCGACGAGUGGUUGAUCAGUUCACCCGAGACCAGUUAACCAUACUUCUGCCUACUGGCCCUGGGGGAAAGCGGCAAGUCUCAGCCAGGAGACAGCAGCGGCCUCAGGGAGGAGGAGGAGGAGGAGGAGGAGGAGGAGGUGGUGGAGGAGGAGGGAAGAACCAACCUCAGCUGAUACAACAACAGUCACCACAGCACCAGAGGGAUCAAACCCAACAACAGUCUCCAAACCAACAGCACCAGACUUUAACAGAACUGGGAGAUAACAGAAACAGUAGUGCUGGUCGGCCGCCUCGCCAGUAUCAAGGAGGACAUGGGCAGCGCCAGGGAGGACCCCCGCACCACGGAUACAGCCAGAACCGGCGUUGGCACCACAGCCAGAAAGGUCAGGGACAGGCACAGACAAACGCUACAGGUGACAAAGGACUACCCGCAAGAAUAACCAAAGACAAAGAGACUGAGAAUGUAAAACUGGGUGACGUGCAGAUCAGACCACCUCAGGACUGGAGCAGUAAGAGUCCCAAUGAAUCCCCCCACUAUGAGUCAACACCCAGUAUGGAUGCUUUCCCAGAUCAGAGAGUUAAUAAGGAAUCUCCCAACCAACCAAGAAGUGGAAAGGCAAGCGAGGGCCGGACGGAGCAGCCCAAAAUCAGCUUGCUGCAGUCGUCAAAGGAGAGGCUGCGGAGGAGACUAAAGGACAAGGAAGAGGCGCGUGUAGAGGCGUCGGGCUCCGGAUCGCAGAGCAUGGACCGGCUGGUGGACCUUCUCAACAGCAUGAGGAGCAACAGCAGCGGCGUGGAGCAGCAGCUGGCCUCUUUCAUGGAGGAGGCUCAGUGUUCUGCGCGGUCCGAGGAAACCCUGGCUCAGGUGGUCAGCACAAUCUACUCCAAGGCAGUGUCAGACAGGAGCUUUGCCGCCACCGCUGCCAAGCUCUGCGACAAGAUGGCGCUGUUCAUGGUGGAGGGAACCAAGUUCAGAUCGCUGCUCCUCAACAUGCUGCAGAGGGACUUCUCCCACCGAGAGGAGCUCCAGCAGUCAGAUGUGGAGAGGUGGCUAGGUUUCAUCACCUUCUUGUGCGAGGUGUUUGGUACCAUGAGGAGCAGCUCCGGGGAGCCGUUCAGGGUGCUGGUGUGUCCCAUCUACACCUGCCUACGAGAGCUGUUAGAGUCCACAGAUGUUAAGGAAGAUGCAGUCCUCUGCUGUUCAAUGGAGUUGCAGAGCAUGGGGCGUCUCCUGGAAGACCAGCUCCCAGAGAUGAUGAUAGAGCUUCUAGCAGCCGUCAGGGACAAGAUGCUUUGUCCGGCCGAAUCUCAGCUGACCCGCUCUCUCCUCAUGGAGGUCAUCGAGCUGCAUGCACACCGCUGGAGCCCCCUGGAGGCUCUCACCACCCAAUACUACAACCGUACCAUCCAGAAGCUCACCACCACUGCCUAGGUGCCGGCUCCACCAGGAGGAGAGGAGACAAGCCCCCCCGAGGCCCCGAGUAAACCUUCCUGUUGAGCAUCAGCCUGCUCUUCUAGUUUUACCAAAACACAGGAAUUUAAUAGUAAUGUCAAAUAAAUACAUGCUUUACAUGGGGAUUGAACUUAGUUGUACAAUUGGAUCAUUUCUCCACGAAAGGCAACCACUGCCACAAACAAACCAGACACUAUCUACCAAACAGGUGGCCCUGAGCCAUCAAGGCAACACUACAUGUGGCGUUCAAACACUGUCAAGGCGUACGACACACAUAUAUAUAUGGCCAGUAGGGGCGUGCUUGGCCACACAGGCCGGGAGCUUGCCUGGCUGUGUCUGCUGAGGGAUAAAGGAGGGAACAGACAAGAGAGGGGUCACACAGAGGAGAGGGCAGCAGCCUGCCCCUAGGGAAUAGAGAGAUCUAUACCCAAAGAUGAAUGGAGGAGGGAGGGCGGGAGGGUCAGGCUAGUCCGUGUCAGUCUCGUCAUUGUGUUCAUUUGCCCACCACCCUCUGCUUCUCUCUGUCUCGUCCCCCCCCCCUCCCCCCUCCUCUGUCUCUCAGUCAGCCCCUGGGGUCUGUGUGGCUGAUAAAAGAGAGAGGAGGAGGAGGCAGGGAGUAGACACGGUGCUGUCUGUCUGGGCCGUCUGCCCCGCCGGGCCAGGGACCAGGUCAAAGGGCCUGGCUGUGGAGCUCCCCAGCUCCCCACUGCCUUUGUCUCCCUAACUCCCCCCCCCCCCCCGCAGGAAGCCUUUUUGUGGGGAUGAGACAGCGGGCCUGCUGGGCUGAGGAUAAGGAUCAGGCUGGCUAGGGUAGGGUGGCAGAUGGCUGCUUGAGCCGAUGUGAGACGACACACACCCCUCUGGCAUCCCAGCUCCCUACUCCCUGAGCUUGGGCCGGUGUUACCAACAGAAGCAGUCAAAAUAUUGCAGGGAGGGGGGGGCAUUAGGAAAGCAUUACAAUAGACACUGCUGAUAAUUCUUUUGUUUUUGUCGUACAGGGGAAUGUCUCUUCUCCUAUGUUAAGCCGUGCACGUCCAUGCUUUGUUAACCACACCAUUGAUAUUAUUUUUUUAAUCAUUUAGUGUUUCUAUUGUUUUUUGUUUCAUUUUGAAGUCUUGUUAUUAUGGUAAAAACUAUGUAUGUAGGUAUGAGUAUGAGGUAUUAGUGGUUAGGCCUUAUUGCACAGGUUUGAUUUGUUUUGCACUGUUAUGAGGCGAUUUGCUUUAAAAUGUAUUUUUAAAAAAAAACAAACAUUUGAUUUGUAAUCAGUGCUUGUGGAUUAAUAUUUAAAAUCUCAAUAGUGAGAGAAGUGGGUUGAGUGUAGUUAGAGAUUUUAGGAUGUUUUAAUGGACCGGUGGCCUUGUCAAAUACCCAUUUUUAUAGGAGCGCUCUUGUUUCGGGGCCUGCUGGGCCUGAGGUAGCAGAGGUCACGCUGAGGACUGAACAGCUGGACUUAUUCACAUCAUUAUGUCGCUGAAGAAAAAACACAUUUGAAGAGGAAAACAGUGAUGUGACAACAGCAACAACUAAAAAAAAAAAAAAAAAAAAAAAAAAAAAAGCAUGGCACACAGAGAAAAAGGAGUGAAAUGCUUCUUUAAAAUGUUCUCAAGCCAUUCUUUGCAGUGGACAUCUUGCAAGUGUUUAAUAUCGACUGUAUUUGAUCUUGCUUUGUUUUUGAGGAAAAAAAAAAGACAACUAUUAACCUGUGUAUUUGAAGAUGACAAUGAUGAAAAGAGGAAAUCUUAUUGUAUGACCUCAUUAGCUAGUCAUGUGACCCUUAUUCCAGCUAACGUAUGAACUAUGAUAUUGACGUACCAAGCCAAUUACGUACCAUUUGUAAAUGGGCUCUAUAUAUAAUCUCCAUACAGUAUAUUUACAAGUAUUUAAAAACACUGAAAUAGAGGGGGGUAGUGCAACAGGCAUGUUAAUGCACAGGAAAACUGGAUGUGUGGCUUGAAGUUGGCCUUCCCAUGCAUUUCUAUCAGGAACUAGCUUAUUGUUUGGGAGUAGUCACACACACACACACACACACACACGCUUAGUUUCCCACUGAAUCUCUGUGGGCAGUUUUAAGUGUUUUUAUAUUAUUUUCUCUGUCUUGCAUCAAGAAUUAAGAUCCUGUGUGGUAGAAACACACCCCAGAAGAUUAGUUUGAUGAGAAGUGUGAUUUAAAGCUCACAAAAGUUUUUUGGGGGGUGGGCAGCCUAAUCAUCUGUAAGUGUGUGUCUGCUUAAUUGUUUGUUUUAUUGUUUUGUCUUUUGUCUGUAUUUUAUUUCUAGGUUUCUAUUUAAAUUAUAUUCAGCUCAUUUAUAUAUAUUUUUUCUCGUCUGGUGGGGCUGACAUCUACAACAAUUGUGAUACCUAGCUUGCUGACAAGUGUGUAAGUGUGGUAUUACCAUGUUUUAGUUUAAGAUGAGAAUAAUCAAAACCCAUCGGUGAGGUUUCCAUUAUGCAAAGAGCGACUCACUCUCACAGCAGAUGGGGGCAGGUGGGGAUUGCCCCCCUCGUCUGUGGCACUGGAGCCUCUCCACCCCGCGUGCCCUUAGACCCCUCUGCUCGGGUCACAUGACUCACUCGACGAUUGAAUGAGACGCACCUUCAUUUGCAUAUUCUCAAAUAUUAAGAAAAAAACAAAAAAAACAGGCGAGCUCUAAAUUGGCAGUAGUCAUCUGUGAGCUCUUGUUUGUUUUGUUUUUCUAAGUAACUGAAAAAUAAACUAACGGGAAAAAAAAAAAAAAAAAAAGAUGUGACGGAACAAACUGUGGUGAUUUUUUCUGUCUGCUCACUUUACAGUGCAGUCACAUGGAAGUCAGCGUGGACAUUCAGACAUCAAAAAAGAAACACAAUGGCACACGCACGGCUUCCUCUGCCGUUACCAGACAGACUGCGUAACUAAUCUUGGCACCACAGUAGGUCAUUAUACUAACAAUUCAUACAUCUGCACACUGGAACUCCUCAUCUGCAUGUCUUCGCCUUUACAUUGACACACAUUAAACAAACCACACUUGGGAAUUUGAACAACUGUGUGUUUGUGUGUUGCAGCGCGUCCUUGGCCGGUGAUUUGCCUGUAGUUAGCCCGGCCACAUACUCUCAGUGUUGGGGUUGCAUCCCCACUGAGGACCCCGUCACCACAACCUAUGGGACGUCCUUCAGCACUCGUCAACAUAAUGUGCCAGAACAUUUAAAUGCAUUAGGCAGCAUGAAACACACUCUGAAUUUGCCAUCAACACCAUGAGAAGCUCUGUUUUCUUAUUCUCUUUUGUGUCCUUCACAAAGAUGCCUUCAUGACGAUGGUUUCCUUUCAACACGUGCAAGCUCAUCUUUUUAACACAAUACACACAGGGACAAUAGAGAAGAUAUUAUGCCGUAAUAGACCACCUCAUGCAGCAUAAGCAGGAUAAAGAAAGAAAAAGAGUAAUUCAGCUGGUGAAGUAGAAAAAGAGAUUUGGGGGGGGGGGGGGCAGACAAAGGCAAAGUAAAUAAAUGUAAGAGGAUAUGAAGUGAGGAAACGUAUAGAUGUAUAUAUAGAAAUGACUGAAUCUCAGGACAGUAUGGGGGAGCCUAUUGGGGAAUAAAUGCAAACGCUGGAAGGAAGAGAGCCCUGGCUGACAAUUAGAAUCAUGGUUAAUUCGGCUCUGUGCAGCAAAACAGCCAGUUGAACAGGCAUGUUAGCCCUGAGGGAUGAUGUCUUCCUGGCUAGCUUUGCUGUUGAAAGUUAAACUUGUGAGAUACAGUAGCUGUUGCUCCAAUAUAGAAUCAGAUCACCUUACAACAAGAUAGAGUUAUUUGUCUGAAAGCAAAGUGACACAAUUGGGGGCAAAUUAAGAGGCUAGAUGGAUUUAUGCAGGCUUUUUCAAAUCAAAACCGUUUAAAGUUUAAUGAUGUGGACUAGAGCUGAAACUAUUAUUUAAUCAAUUAGUCAAUUAAAAAGAGUCGAUAUUGAGAAUAGUGCCAAGCUAAAAUAUAUCUUCACAGCUAUCACCGUCUAAAAUGUCAGAAUUUGUUGUUUUUCUUUGUUACAUGUGACAGUAAAUUAAUAUCUUUGGACUGUAGAGUUGCAAAGUGGGAGGAGCUGCUAAAUUAUCCUUUAAACAAUAUCAUUAAUGUUAAUACAGAAACUCUGUACUGGCCACCAGUUUAAAUUAUUUCAAAUUUGUUUGAGAAGUCAGGUUAUGAUUUCAUUUUAGCGUCUAAAUACUACAAUACCCAUGAUCCUCGCCUGUCGUUGCUAUGGAGAAGAAGACAGUCGGAGGCGCAAAUUCAAAACGUUUUGUUGUUGAGCUGCAGAUUUUAUUAUCUGUUUUGUUGUCAGAAGCGCACAUAACAGUAUUUCACAAUCUGUGAUUGGAUGUUUCUUGCCAAAAUGCAUCUUGGGAGUUUCUUAAACCUAAAUAUCCCUUCAAUUAAGAAAAUAAUUGGCGGAUUAAUCUGUAAUGAAGUAAACGUUAGUUGUAAUCCUAAUGUGAACUACAGGAGUAAAUGUAACUAUGCAUGCUUCAUGAAGUGAUAUCAUGACUUGAGCUGUGCCUGCUUUCUCUGCUGACAUUGAUGGAUGAAUGGAUAUGUGCGCGCAGGGUGACUCACACCAGUACCGUCCCAUUGUUUGAGCCAGACAAAAGCAGGCUGCAUCUCAGAUGGCCCUGAUGACGAACGAAAGACGAGGAGGGAGGACACUCACAUUAAGAUAACUGUUUACACACUCACACACACUUAAACAACGCAAGCGCCUGCAGAUCCUGUGUUCGAGUAUCUCCUUGUAGAGAUUUCUUGUAUCGUCAGUUGUCUGAUGGCUCACACAUUGUGUUCUUUAGACCUUUAUUUUUUUGUGUGUGCCCACCCGUCUGCACAGUGUGCGUCCUUCUGUGUUUGAUCAGCAUCACAGACAAGCUAGAGGAGAGUACUGCAGAAUCUAUUCUUUUUGGUCCGAGGGGUACAGAGGCCAGAUAUUGUGUAAAACAAAGUGGAGUUAAAACACAUAGAAGCAUCCCCAGAUGUUUUCCUACAGUACGCUUUGCUGUGGGAGAAAUCAAUAACUGUGGGCUACGAAGUGGUUUUAGCUGGCUCUCUUGACCUUUCCAUUUCAGCGGCAGCGCUGUAGUUUAUUCCACUGCCCAAAAAACUGAUUCUAUCUCAACUAUAUUUGGAUUCAGACAUUUGAGUUGACUAUCAUGUACUGAUUCUGGGGUCUAAUGUGCAUCUCUGGACUACUUAUCAAUAGCACCUUUAGUACUACUAUUUCUUUAUGGCUGCUUCCAAAUUAACUCUGUGUCAUUUCUAACUAUAUACCUGUAUAUAACUGUAUGUGGUGUGUAUUGCCUCCACCCUCGAACAAUAAAGCAAAAAAACAAGAA